Messenger RNA from Daphnia magna, 1392 nucleotides. RefSeq lists its product as uncharacterized. The transcript is spliced from 8 exons. The record is from RefSeq and is a predicted model, not a curated record. Bases 32 to 1300 code for a protein of 422 amino acids. NCBI's taxonomy places the organism in Eukaryota, Metazoa, Arthropoda, Branchiopoda, Diplostraca, Daphniidae.
GCUUUUGGCAUUAGAAGAUGGGACAUAUUUUAUGACCACUGGCCAUGAUGGGCACGAUAACAAAGAAGAUCAUUUGAAGUAUUGUACCGUGGAACAACGAAUGUUGGAGAGGGCACGUGACACACGACAAAGAAGUCGGAUGAUUUUUGAAGAAAUUCGCGACAUGAAUCCUGGAGUUCCAAAAGCGUAUGAUGCCAACCUCGAACGUGCAGUGGAGCGUUCAAGACGAUCAGCGCAACUUCCAGUGCCACGAACGAUAGAUGAAGCACAGGCUUCCUUAAUAGCUAGCGAGCUAUACAAUAAAACAGCAGAUGGAACUUCAAACUUCUAUCAUGGACGAGUUUCAACUCCAUCCGGCACUGCUCUCGUGUUUAUCAGUUUCGUCAUGCUACCGCUGCUUCGAACGUCAGAAGAAAUAGCAUGCGACGGAACGUUUGCCACUUUGCCGUUACUGUUUUCGCAGUUAUUCAUGUUGCACGUUUCGGCAUAUAGGGCUAUGUUUCCACUGGCUUAUGCUGUCAUGUCUGAAAAGACCAAAUCACUAUACCAAGUUUUAUAUUUUCGUAAUAAAUAUUUGUUUCAGGCAAUUUUCCGAAAAGUUUGCACAGAAGGAUUACGGCAGUCUUAUAUGCACCGGCCAAAUGUCAAGAAAAUUGUAAAAAUGCUUGUUGCAUUCGCUUUCUUACCUUCCGCACAAGCUAUGGUUCUGCAAUUUCUUCAUAUCUUCCAAUCAUCAGCGGUCUUACUGCAAGAUGAAACCCCUGAUGUCAGGGCUAAUAUGCAAAUCAUUUAUGAAUACAUUGGAAGUUAUUGGUUUCAGAUAGUCACUCCAGAAAGUCCACAUCGUUUUAGCGUCAAUGGGCAGCCCAGGCGUACGACGAAUGAGGUAGAAUCUUUCCACCGAUGGUUCAACAGGCGAUGUGAGUACUUGCAAAAAGUAGAAGCAGGUGCCGUAAAGGACUACAACCUCGCCCGAUCAGGACGGCUAAUUCGAAGAGAACAUUCCAGGAAACAAACAGAAAAGGAUGCACGUAUUAGGACUUUUUGCCAAUCUUUGGACAACCGAGAAAUAACAGUUUGCCAGUUUCUUGAAAUGUGUUCCGGAGUUUUCGAACCUCUGAAUAAUCCUGCACCAUUAGGUGGCCUAUUAGCUGAUCCCUUUGACUCGGACUAUGUACACUCUGUUUCCGAUGAGUCUUUGGAAGAAGACCAACAAGGCGCUGAUGUUGGACCUGACGUCAAUCGAAGAGCUGCUCGUGUCCGUCGACCUCGUGGUGUUCGAUUGUUAAAAAUUUCAUAAUCGGGCCACCCUAUUUGCCGAUAUCGGGAACUUAUCGCCGUCAUAUCGAUAUUCAAUCGGCUAUCGUUUGGAAGUGAAAUAUUAAUAAAAAA